Periconia digitata is the source of this 693-nucleotide messenger RNA. Lineage: Eukaryota; Fungi; Ascomycota; Dothideomycetes; Pleosporales; Periconiaceae. The record is from the annotation of a GenBank genome assembly.
ACUAUCAAAAAGAUGUCUACAUUCACCCUUUCCAACCCAAACCGCACCAUCCAUGCGGGUGUCAUCCUCCUGGGACAUAUGGAAGUCCUAGAUGUAGCCCCCAUCGACCUCCUCCACAACAUGGGAAAAAGAUUCAUGGAAAUGCUCCCUGUCUCCGAAGACAUCAAAGCCAAAGCAUACGAUAUCGAAACGCACUGGGUCACCGAAAAAGGCGCGCCGGCAAGACUAUCCGCCAACAUGACUCUACAGGCAACGGAUUCUUUCGAUAGUUGUCCAAGGCUCGACAUCGUUCUCAUCGGUGCUUGGCUGCCAAGCUACACCCCCAACGAAGCCGAGCUCGCCUUCAUACGUAAAUCCCACGAAGAUUGCUCCGCGUUCCUGACUAUCUGCGGGGGUUUCACCGCCGCGCAGAUGACUGGGUUGCUUGAUGGGAAGAUGGCGACGGCGCCGCGGUUUAUGAUUCCCAUGCUCAAAGAGCAGCAUCCGCGUACGACGUGGGUUGAUAAGAGGGUGGUACGGGAUGGCAAGAUUUGGACCAGUGGGGCUUUGUUGAAUGGGUUGGAUUUGAUGAGGGAGUUUGUCAAGGAGACUUGGCCUGAGAUCGCGAGUGUUGUCGUUCCAUUGGGCGGGUGGCCUGUUAGGGGUUUGGAGUAUCAUGGUACGGAUGGGAUGCCCGUACCCAUGGAGUUUUAA